Molecule: messenger RNA, 8558 nt
Organism: Amoebophrya sp. A25
Lineage: Eukaryota; Dinophyceae; Syndiniales; Amoebophryaceae
Source: the annotation of a GenBank genome assembly
AGUAUAGGUGUUUGUGCGUCCACAUGCAGUCGUAUGGACGAAUAGGAAGUGGAAAGAGUAGUUUCUAGGUGACAUGUUUUCUACAUAAGUGCUCCAUGCCAGUAGAGUAAAUUCUUGUCGGAGAAAGUCUAUACGUCCAAAGCCGCGCCACGCAUGUAAUUUCCACUAAAUUGCAUGGUCGGUAAUACGGGAAGGCCACGGCCCCAACGGGCCGCGCGAGGCGAGCCGAGCAUGCGUAAUAUCCUCCGCUCCUGUGGUCCUCCCAUCAUGGACGACGCCGCUCUAACAUCCAACUCCAUCCGCUAGAGAACGUUUCUGGCGAAGACGACUGCUGCUCCAGCUGCUGCUGCUUUUCAUUGAGUAGAACCUGGAGUUUGCUUCUAGCCUCGCUGCUUGCGUGUGUUGGAUGCAAAACUUCCAAUCCUUUCCUACGCUGCUUUUCUCAACAACUCGAAGGGGAAAAUAAUAAGAAAAGACGAAGGUGGAGGGGAAAAGAAGAACAAGAUGGACGAGCUGAAGCGGGAAGAUAGCAUCACCAUGACCCCUGGUGGGUUCAAGUCGGCGUCUUUGUGGCCGUUCGCGCAACAUCAACGUCGACGUGCGAGUAUCAUGCAACCGCAUCCCUACCCAGGAGCCCAUCAUCAAAGUUCUGGAAGUCACUCUCAACAUCAGAAUUAUGAUGGGCGCGGCCAGUGCCAAUUCGACGACAGUGUGAGGGCAACGAACAGUGGCACGCGAAACGGCUUUCAUCAUCCUACGUUAUGCAAAGCAGACAUGAUAUUGGAGGGGUCUUCUUCAUCAAUAAGCUUUUUAUAGCAUCAUCAUGAGACAAGUUAGGACAACUCCGGGCUAUCUCCAUCUAUCAGAUAGCUCCUCCCUCUAAUUACAACGAGGGCGAAGCCCUCUCUUCUAACUAAAACUGGCACCCCGAUACAAGAGAGGUCGCCAUCGUAUGCCGGAAGAGGCACCGACCACCUGAACGAACGAACAGGAGGACUACACUCUGCUGAAAGCUCCUCAGGGGAUCUACUUGGACAAGCAGAAACCGAUGGUGCAGGUGGGGAUCAACUUACGGCGCCUUGGAUAUUUGUAGAGCGGGAUGAAAUGACUCUCGACCUGAUGAAAGGCGGAGCUAGGAUAUUUGGAGAGCGGGAUGAAAUGACUCUCGACCUGAUGAAAGGCGGAGCUAGGAUAUUUGGAGAGCGGGACGAAAUGACUCUCGACCUGAUGAAAGGGGGAGCUUGGAUAUUUGGAGAGCGGGAUGAAAUGAUUCUCGACCUGAUGAAAGGCGGAGCUAGGAUAUUUGGAGAGCGGGAUGAAAUGACUCUCGACCUGAUGAAAGGCGGAGCUAGGAUAUUUGGAGAGCGGGACGAAAUGACUCUCGACCUGAUGAAAGGGGGAGCUUGGAUAUUUGGAGAGCGGGAUGAAAUGAUUCUCGACCUGAUGAAAGGCGGAGCUAGGAUAUUUGGAGAGCGGGAUGAAAUGACUCUCGACCUGAUGAAAGGGGGAGCUUGGAUAUUUGGAGAGCGGGAUGAGUCUCGACCUGAUGAAAGGGGAACUACAUCCUCCGAAAGGGGAACUACAUCCUCCGGAUGAUAAAAUGAAACUUCAAGAGACCUUGAGCUAAUAUGUUUUUUUUUUUGCUGAGCAACAAAAGCACUCCGUCUACACUUCUAAUUUGUCUCAGCAGGAGGUUUCAACCCAGCGGAACUUUGCUGCCAAUGCAAGAGGUCGCCAGCCGGUGAAUAUCAAAGAGGCGCCAACUUUUUCAGCAUCCAUAGCAGGAGGCCAUCAGACGAGAGGGCCAGAGUCUAUCCCAGACCCGCCUAGGAGAUAUAUUAUGAGGGUAUAGGGUAAUCUAUUUCCGAUAUUUUCUGCAAGGAUACUCUCACCAGAAAAAAAGCAAACAAGUAAUUAUACAUUGCUAGUAUAUCCUGACUCCCGAAGUCGACCGCAAGAAGCUGAGUCUGUCUGCUGCGGGAAAUCGUACUCCGGCGAUAAAUUAUUUGGCCUGAACAAAGACAAAAAAUAGAACAAAUGUACUAGGUUUAGCACAACAUUGGCAACCAUCUUCACCGAAUAAGAUUUGCUUUGACUUCAUCUAAUCACAACUUCUCCUUAACGAAAUUAGAACGACUACCAGCGAGAAAAAGCCUCUUCACACCUUUUACACGGGAAGAACACGCCGAGCACUACAAAUACCAAGAUCGGCUCGUUCCUCGCGACAGCCCUUUCUGCCAAUCGCUUGGGAAUUUAGUGUUAUGAAAAAAAAAGUAGGAGAAGUAGGGAAGUUCCUUUUUCUGCGAGUUGUGAAAAGUCUGAUGGAGUAGAUGAAUAAUCUCGGGCUCGCAUAUUGUUCUUUUCUUGCUCAAAACACUACCAAGCUGUCCUACACUACCAAGUCCGCUCUAACUCUCGUCGAGCGGCAGAUACCGGGAUAUCUUGGCAGCAGUCUGCGGUCUCUCUACUACAUGAACCUUUUCCACUCUCUGCUGGAUUUCAACACCAGGACGCAUGUGGUUUUGGUCUCCUUCACAUACACGCUGUUCUGGAUGGUCAUUGCGGUAGUUAUGGAAAAUUGAGAAACCACCUGGACGCGGCUCCUGUCUGGAAGUCGUACUAUAGUCUAAUUGGAACUCAUUUACCGACUCGAGCCUCAUCCUCGAGCCAAAGCAUUUUUAUCGUCAUUCAGGUGUGCUCCGGUUAGUUUUCACCUCGACAAUAUUAGACAACGAUAUUACUUAGGUGUACUCGUCGAAUAACAUGCGAAACGCAUUGUUUUUCCACAUGGACGACCACGCCCACUUUGCCUUCAUCUCCUUCUUCCUCCUGAUCGAUGAGAGUUGCAAACUCGAUUUGGACCACAGUUUUACCAAGGCCUAUAUCUUGAGCGUGGAGACGUUUGUGACGAUUGGUUACGGUCUCCGGAACGACCCUUACCUGAACGGAUGCUGGGAAGGUGCUGUGGUUUUGAGUGUUAAGAAAUGCUAGAAGAAGACACUUUACCCGAUAGACCACGCGUUUGAAAGUUUACAGAACAAUCUAAGUUUCAGUAGGUUCAGUAGGUAGAAAAAAUUGAAUGAACAAAAAUUCAGUGACUCUUAGUUGCGUCUUCAAACGAUGACUCCACUACGAUAAAGCUACACAGCUGCCCUUCGCAGCAGUGUUUCUUUUUCUUUUCUACAUCUACGAUAACGAUCCAUCUCCUCUAAAUUACUCGGCUCCCUCGUGUCGAUGAUUUUGGAUGGCAUUUUGAUCGGUUUGAUUUUUAUGACGCUUACGAAUCCCCAGCGACGCGCUGCGACUGUGGUUUUCACGGAUAAAGCGAUUAUAAAAUUGAUAGACGGAUCGCCACACUUGGUCUUUCAAGUAGCAGAAAUACGAAAGCAGAGCUUAUUAGACGCAAAGAUACGAUGCUACUGCUUCAAGCAUUGCGAAGUCAUCAAUCCGCUGACGGGGACGAAGAGCAAGAGCAGGGUAUACUUUUUUUUGGAAUUUUGUGUUAGUAGUUGUGGUGGCUCAACUAUGGGGGCCUUAGGUGCUGCAAGUAGCAAGCUCUUAAGCGUUGCGAAGGAAUGGGUACCCGCUAAGAACUGCAAGUGCGCGGCACCUAGUGGUUGCCGCUCAUGGUUGCCGCUUAGGUGCUGCAAUUGCAAAAGCAUGCCCUUUAAGAGUUGCAAGGGUGAUUCUCUGAAGCGUUUCCGAAGUGCCUUUCUUAAGUGCUUCAAAAACGCAGUUUUUAACUGCUUCAGUAGUGGCGCCUAUAAGUGCUUCGGAGAUGCAUAUUUUAAGUGCUUCAGAAGUGGCUCCCUUAAGUGUUUCAGAGGUGCGGCUUUUAAGUGCUUCAAAAGGGCCUCCCUUGAGUGCUUCAGAGGUGCGGUUUUUAAGUGCUUCAGAAGUGCCCCCCCUUAAGUGCCUCAGAAGUGCCCCCCCAAAGUGCCUCAGAAGUGUUCCCUUUGAGUGCCUCCGAAGUGCCUCCCUUAAGUGCCUCAGAGGCGUGCCCUUCAAGUGCCUCAGAGGCGUGCCCUUCAAGUGCCUCAGAGGCGCGUCCCUUAUGUGCCUCGGAAGCGUGUCUUUUAAGUGCCUCACAGGCGCGCCCCUUGACAAGUAAACGGUGCCGCUCAUUACUCAUUAAGCGGCGAUAGUCACCACUUAAGCGAUAUUCGGUGAUAGUCACCAGCACCACUUAAGCGGGGAUAGUCACCACUUAAGCGAGGAUCGUCUCCACUUAUUAAGCUUUGAAGUCCUCUACUUAUUAAGCUUUGAAGUCUUCUACUUAUAUUAGGCUUUGAAGUCCUCUACUUAUGAAGCGGUGACAUUCAGUACUUAUCUAUUAACACCGACUGCAGUUUCCCAUACUCCCCACAUGCAGGUGCUGCAACAAUUCCCGAUGCGAUUGCAAAGUCCAGACGACGAGCUUGGUGGCAUGCUGUUUCUUGCGACGCCGUUUUUGGUCGUUCAUCGUAUAGACCAAUGGUCCCCAUUGUUUAGGCAUUAUCGCGGCCCAGAAGCGACGCCGCCAGAUUUCGAGUACGAACUAGCAGCUUGUGCAGGAGAAAACUCUGACCGGCUGCUGAGGGGAUUGGGCAGUACUUAUAGACAGCUUCUGUUGAGGAAGAUGCUCUAGUUGGUGUGCUAAUCUGAAUGAAAUAAGAGAUAAUUGCUGACUCUUUGUUGCAAUCGAAGAAAUACAUUAACCUCCAAGGCUACUUAAAUUUUUCUUGCCGUGAAAAUUAAUCAUGUUCCUCACACCGCCAGUCGGAAGCAAUCCAAGUCCGAUCAGCGAAAGAUGGGCAGGCGGUUACUCUGGACGAAUGGGCAGACAAGCUUCUGGAGUCUUCGGCGCAAAAGAAUCACUAAUAUUGUGGCAGGUCGUAAUAGAAAAGUCUUUGAUUAAUUCUGCUGGCGUUUCGUGGUAAGUAGCAAUGGCACCCCUUGCGUAGCAAGAUUGACAUCACAGGACUACUCCAUGUGCAAUCGCGCAAAAAGGCUCUAACUUGCAUAUCUUCGCAACUCUGCGCGAGAAGAGAUUACCUCUGUCCACCCAUGCGUAUGUGCGAUAUCGAGAGGGGCGCGUUUAUGCUUUUUUCCUGUCCGUACUGCGGAGAAAUGUUCAACACCAAACGAAACUACCAGAGACAUUUGGUGGAUAGGAAAGGGGAAGGUACUGGAUGGAGAAUGUACACAGAACGUAAUGGUCUGAACAUCUGGACAGCAUAGCUGCAAAUCGUCUUUGAUGUACAAAAGCACACACUGCGCAAAAUUUACAACAAUGUCACUAGGUAUCCACCCAGCCGACGUUCCUGACUUGGUGCCUAUGAGGCCAUCGCUGCGGAUGAAUACGACGACGAGAAGAGAGCACUCUUUCACCAGUCCAGACGACCAAAAGCAAAUAAAUAGCAGUCGAAACACGCGCUCUUCGGUGGGAGGAAGCGACGCCGGAGUAUGCAUUCCGGUUGCGGAGAAAUUGCAUAUAGAUUUAUGGCUUGUAGUUGAUGGCGGAACUCGGACUAUAUAUAUUUCAAAAAAUUUUCGAUGAUCUUCUUCUAAGCACAAUCUCGCGAAACAACAGCAAGGGCAGUAAUCGCGAUCAGUUCGGUCUAGACGCUGAGAAAAUAAUAAGCAGUACAACAGUAGACGAAGCCGGGGGCGACACUACGGACGACGCGAGGCAGGCCGAUAGGAGGGCCUCUAGUUAAGGCUAGUGGCGCGAGAUGUCCUGACUUAGUUCCCCUUGAUUCGAAGAGGAAAGCAGGGGGGAACCCGAGGAAGGACAGCCUCCACUUACCUUGAGUCGAAGACGAAAGCAGGAGGGAACUCAAGGAAGGACAGCCGCGCCUAGUGAUUGACUACCGCUAACAUAGUGAGGCAGAGGAAGCUGCCAGUUCCUUUCGCGUGGAGAUCAUAGACGAGGAGGCGCUACCUACUAAGGCAGUAGAUGUUACUCGAACAACAUCCGCUACAACAAGAGCAGCUGCAUCCUCGCCCCUACCAGUUAAGAACAGUGACGCUGUUGAACAGAGUGGAGCUUUUGCAUUGAAUGUCGGAGACGAAGUAGGUGCUCGUGAUACUAGAGCUGCAGGCACUCAGCAGCAUGGACGUAUGAAAGAUCCAGACAACAACGACCCAGAUCAAGAAGAUCCUUGUAGCAGGGAACAAGUGCAAUAUCCAGAGCACUUGCGAUCAAGGCACGAAAUGGAUUCACUUGAUGAGACUAGGAGGGAGCUGCGUUUAUACGACCAUGAACUCCAAGAAGAGCGCGCGCGUCUGUUUAUGGCUGCGGAAAGCAAAAGAUCAUCACGAGUCACUGCGUGUAAUAUCAGUUUGGAGAUAGUAGCGAAAAGAAGCCAAGUCCGCAUAUUCUGGAUUUUGGUUUGAAGUGAUUACCUACGCUAGACGGACAGAUGAGUGCCCUGAUCACAGUUUGCCUCUAAUCCCUUAAGCCACGACUAUUUCGAGAUCCUAGUCCUGGUCGAGGGUGUGGAGCCUUUCACCAGCAGCAUGGUGCAAGCGAGGCAUAGUUACGCUUUUGGCCAAGAUAUUGUGCUCAAUGGCGACUUCAUGCCUUGCACUUUCUUGAAGCAGGAUGGCUCUUCGAUGGUAGACUUCGGGAAGUUCCACCAAGUAGUCCAGGCUGACGUGACGGAUAGUGCCAGGACUAGUUCUUCGGAAUUAGGUGGAUGAAUAUGACUACACUCAGACUUCUGUGCUAAGAAAGGCCUACUAAAAGUGGGACUCAGCUAAUCCAUCAAGCCAAGUUUUAGACACAUACGUCGGGAGAAGGAGAUAACGAAGUGACGGAAUAGAAAAAAGAAACAGGAUAAACCUCAUCAAUACGACUUUAUAGUAGCUUAGCUGUAACGGCAAUUAUUGCCACUCCCAUUCUUUCACCAGGCCGCUUUCGUCACGCUUUUAGCUCCGCGCUGUAGAUGACUGGCGAGGCAUGUGACUUCACCGGUCGAGAUCUCAAAAACAUUAGUUAAGUCCGAUCUCUGCGCUUAGGCUUAGCACAGGCUUGCUUCACUGAUUUCGGGCUUGCUAGUCGUAGUUAAUUUUUUUCACUGUCAGUUCAUGUUUUAGGUGGUUCAUCAGUAAAUCCAUCAUCAGCGUUGCGGCGUGUCGUACCCCUGCAGGUGUGCUGACUUGCUCAUGGGGCCCCGCUGCGUCGGGUUGCGCCUUAGGUUUUCUACAGGGGCCGAAUGUACGGCCUCUUCGAUAGAUGUAGAUUUGUGGCCGAUUGUACGGUCUUAUGCGCACCCAGUAUGUAAUUUGGAUGAUCUUAUAAAUAUGGGGUAAAUAAUUGGCUGAAAGGGUGGCAGCAUAUAGUCCUAACGCAAAAAAAAAAAAAAUCUACGGGUGCUAGGAGCGGCACUAUCAGGGGCAUACACAUGGCAUGGCCUGCUCCUUUGGAGUACCUUGUUGAUUGAUGCAGACGCUUUUGAUUUCGUUUCAAUUGGGCGAGUAGUUUAACUUAGCUUUAUAGCAAAUUAAUAGCUUUUCUUAUGGAUGCGUACCCCAGUAGCUUAGCUUCUCCAGCAGUUUUCUUAUCUCGUUAUUCGGUUCCAUUGGUAUUCAGAUGCUUAUGAAGUAGAUAGAAACUGUAACAAGCUUUUCGCACUCAGAUUUCUCAAUAUUGGUGACAAAAGAUUUUGGCUUCAGUUCUCGCGUCAGGUUUCUCAGAUUUCCAGUUCAGGUUUACGCAUUUCGCAGUUUUUGAGUGAGUUUUUAGAUAUGAUGUCUGUUAGCUUUCCUCGGUUCUACUUAGUACGGUCAGUAGGUGCAAAGUUGAAGUUAGGGGGGGUAGAGGGUAAGUAAUGAGGGGUGGGUAAAGGGACAAGAACCCUGGGUCUUUGCUUACUUCGGGUUUCUCCACCAAACGCGCAGCUGGUCGAUCGAGGAUGCGUGCGCAGCGAAGUGUUUUGCCUCAUCGCAGUGACCAGACCUCGUGUUAGAUUAGCUUCGUUUGAGUCCCAUAGUAUCAGUGAGCGAGUCUUCUCAUGUCAUUUUCCUUUCUAGUACGAAAGUCUUUCUCUUGUAGAUUCUUUUUCUGGUGCAAUAGAUAUUGAAGAUGUUUGUAUCUAUUUUUUUUGUCGAGUGCUGUCUUGACCUCCUGUUUCGUGUCAUGUACGUAGAAGUCUGUCUUGAUAUAAGAAAGUACUCAUUUUUGACACAUGAUUAGCGGCAUGAGAAAACAUACACUCGUCAACAUGUUGCUCCACAUACCUUCGAAAUUUGAACUAAACGUAACUCGUUACGAUCUUUUACUCCUCAGUAUGUGCGACUAGCGUCUUGGUUGGUUCACCGUAGCGUAGAAGUAGUAAGAUUGAAAUCUCGGUGGACAGUAUUUUUGCUACAGCCUGUUUCCUUAUCGAGGAGAAGAGUAUACAUUUUUUCAAAACCUAUCUGAGUUCCAUAAUUUCUUAACCUUAAAUAGUGCCCUAGUGUGGACUAACGCAAAGUCUGUGGACCCCCCCAAAAUGGCUCUGACAAGAGUGCUUGUGGAUGAUACGACUCGCGCAGAUGAUGUUAGCAUGAAACUUCCAUGCGUAGUGACGGAA